AUGACAUUUUUCAUCACCCCAAGAGAACAAAUGGAACAAACUACAUAUUGGACUAACAUAACAACAUUCAUCGUACAAUUAAAGUCGAGAAAUUAUAGCUCCAAUUGGCGAUUGCUACAACAGAAAUGGAUACAAAAGAUCAGACAAUUACCAUUCAAUAGUCUCUCCAAUAAAAUGUUGAACAUCUACUUCAACUUUCAUUUCCUAAUGGAACAUAAUCCAGAUAAUCUAGAACAAUGA
Clunio marinus is the source of this 240-nucleotide messenger RNA. The record is from the annotation of a GenBank genome assembly. NCBI's taxonomy places the organism in Eukaryota, Metazoa, Arthropoda, Insecta, Diptera, Chironomidae.